This is a messenger RNA of Xenia sp. Carnegie-2017, 435 nucleotides long. RefSeq lists its product as uncharacterized. Lineage: Eukaryota; Metazoa; Cnidaria; Anthozoa; Malacalcyonacea; Xeniidae. The record is from RefSeq and is a predicted model, not a curated record. The annotation marks the transcript as partial. The transcript has 2 exons.
UUUGUUCAAAAUUUUUUGCUAGGCUGCCGAUUGGAUGUUGCAAAUGAAAAUUCCGUAUCAGAGGGUGAAACAACGAAAAUAUUUGUGUCACAAUUGAAAAUGUUCAAUGAUGGGAUGGAUGAGCUUUUGAAAGGCAUAGUGAAAGAAUAUACUCUUCGUCUUGAUGUGACAUUUAAGGGAGAACUAGCACAAGACAUGAGGUGUCCUCGUAAAGAAAAAUUAUUUACUCAAAUAGAAGGAGAGAGUUGGAGCAUGCUUCAAGGUGGUCUUCUUCCGUCAUUUAUGCAUGAUAGCCUGAUCAAUAAAAUGUUUGGGCCCUUGGCUCCAGAAGAAUUUAAAACAUGGAAAAACAACUUCAUGAUGGUCUCAGCAGAUUUGGCCUUGUCAAGGAACAUUUUACAAAAUCAUGAGCUGCAUAAUAUUAAUGCUCGUUAG